AUGUACUCCGACCUUCACAUCAAUCUCCCUCCACAUUUGCUAGUCGACCUUGCGAGACUCCAUCAGAGCAUUCCUGUCUGCAGCCCGCACCACCUUCAAACCCACGCUCUGCCAUCCAACGACCCCAAGUUCUUCACAAUGUCGGGCCCUACAAAGAACUUCCUCGACCUCACCGUCACCAUUCCUCCCGUCGAAACAUCAGCGAGCGCCCACCGUGCGGCCUCCAACUCCGCCCACCCUGCCCUGCCAGGAGAGCAGCCAGCGCAACCGCCCGCGAGACCCACCACAUCCGGCCUCGACGGGCGCGACGCUUCCACCCUUUGGCCCCGUCCGGCCCUCUUCACGUCCACGUCCCCCGCGCCUAAUGCGUCCUGGCCGGGACUCGAGUUUCGAGUCUGA
Mytilinidion resinicola is the source of this 399-nucleotide messenger RNA. RefSeq lists its product as uncharacterized. Lineage: Eukaryota; Fungi; Ascomycota; Dothideomycetes; Mytilinidiales; Mytilinidiaceae. The transcript has 3 exons. The record is from RefSeq and is a predicted model, not a curated record. Bases 1 to 399 code for a protein of 132 amino acids.